Ixodes scapularis (black-legged tick) is the source of this 1227-nucleotide messenger RNA. RefSeq lists its product as uncharacterized. The coding region runs from base 677 to 1087 and encodes 136 amino acids. The transcript has 6 exons. The record is from RefSeq and is a predicted model, not a curated record. NCBI's taxonomy places the organism in Eukaryota, Metazoa, Arthropoda, Arachnida, Ixodida, Ixodidae.
ACAAGCCAAUCCAAUCCACCCUAAACUUCAUUUGCGUCGAAGCUUCCGAAGCUUUGUUGCGGUUUGGUGUGUCUUUUAUUUUUACGUAGAACUCAUAUCGAUCCGAUAUGCCGCGUCCGAGAAUGGAUUUUGCGACUAAUAAGUGGCGAGGCACCACGCGAGCAAGAAUGAACAGCCCUGGAGGUUAUGGGCACUGCUCAAUUGGCUCAUUCCUCGGUGCUUCUCGAAGGCCUGGUCAAGGAGGAGUUGCUCAGUGAACUACUAGUUUGAGUUCCCUGAGACGGACACCACUGACAUCACCUACAGUGCUGAGGUACAGGCUUAAUGGCAGAUAUCAAUAGGAGAUAAUGGUAAGCUGUCCUAUUUAUUUAGCAGUGUCGGAGUAACUCACUUGAGUUUUCAUCACUGUUUUCGCUGGCAGUUUGUUGCCUGCACACAAAAAUGGUCCUUUAAUUGUCCAUGUUUAUUAAAAUUGAUGCAGCCUUCACACUUCUGCGGUUUAGAGCGAUUCGCAGACAUAUGUCGAUCAUAGUCGAAACAGCGUGGCUCAUCAUUAGAGUUGAAUGCUGAGUUUCGCUUGGCAACUUUUUGGCCACUUCGAUCACUACAAAACAUUAUUUGCCUUCUCAGGUACGCGUCACGUCUGUUUGAUUGGACAGCCACCAAGUUGACUUGGAUGUCAGCGCCUGUUGUCAUCAGAACCUGGUUCUUGUGCUGCCACAUCAUUUUUGGUGGUGGCGCUGUUGUCACCUCCCAACGCUUGCGCUCCCCGAGUUCCCAUUCAAGAUGGUGCUGCCACGGACUUUGGCUCGUGGGGGUGCCGUCGCUACUGACAAAGCCUGUGCUCCCCGUCGUCCCUGUUGAAAUGGUGGCUGGAACUUGGAGAGGGUUUGCUGCCACAGCCGGAUCCAGUGUUACAUUCCUGUGGCUUUUUGGUUGUUUCCCAAUUAUUGAAGGGAGUUGCAGGCUUAUCAUGGGCGACACAGCGCUUUGCUCGCAGCUUCACGGAGUACAGCAAUGUGGGGAAGCAAGUCGAGGACAGCCUCUCUCGAUUUCUGUCCCGGGGGCGCUAUGCUCUUCCAGCUGACACCUUACAGACAUGUCAGGAAGCAAGGAAAGGUUAUUUUUUCACUCAUCGUUUACAUUUGGGUGAUUAACUUAGUCUUGAAAAAAAACACGUCAUUUUAAUGACAUUGUGAUAAAUAAAUUUUGGGUCUUUAAAUUGUC